AUGCCCCACCACAAACGAGUUUUGAUAACAGGUGCAACCGGGAGACAAGGUCUCGCCGUUGUGCGCGCUCUUCUUCACAGCCAGAAAGAAAAAGAUCCAGACAACGACAAUUUCCAUAUUCUCGCUCUAACUCGGAAUGCACGCUCUAAAUCUGCGGAAGAAUCCCUGGGAACUCUUGGAAACCAAGUCACGGUCGUCGAAGGAGAUUUGAGUUCUGUGGACUCAAUGCGAGGUGUGUUUGAGAGGUGGAAGGAAGAAGGGGGGAUAUGGGGUGUCUUUUCAGUCCAGGUGUUUCCUGGGUUGGGGGUGGAUGCUAUUGAGGAGGAGGCUCAGGGAAAGGUCAUCGCAGACGUUGCACUCGAACAUGGCGUAGCGUGUUUCGUUUAUUCAUCUUCAGAACGAGCAGAAGAGAUUUUCGAUGACGACGCACCGGAAGGUUCUUCUCAUCUUGCAAAAGUCAGGAUUGAGAGGCACAUCAAGGAACUUGGAGAGAGAGGUCUCCAUUGGACGAUUUUACGACCGGUCCGGUUCAUGGAGAACUACUCAGGUCCAUACGGUGCCAUCACGUUUUCAGUAUUCAAAGCCGGAUUAAAGCCAACGACUGUGAUGGAUUUGGUGGCCGCUAACGAUGUGGGACGUAUCGUGACCGGGAUCUUCAAAAACCCGGAACCUUAUGACUCUCAAAUCCUAGUUCCGCUCGGAGACCGUCUCACCUGCUCGAAACAAGAGGAGAUAUACCGGAAGACAACUGGCCAGUCGAUUUCUCGAAUUCCCAACUUCUUAGCGUUAGGUAUAUGGGCGUUGAAUAAACAUACACGGAUCAUGCUUCAAUCUAUAGAAAGAUUCUCAGAAGCCUACCUAUCAGGGAAACUGCCACAUAUUGACUCGCAGGUUGCACUAGCCAAGACCACUUUCCGUGGGGAAUUUACGAGUUUUGAAGAGUGGUCGCGAGAGCGUGGGCGUGCUACUAACCAGGCCGGGACUUCGAAGGAUGGUGGUACAAGUACUCAGACUGAACCUCCGGCGGAUUGGAAUAGGAUUUCGUUGUUUAAGUUAUUUAGUGGGAGGCAUUAG
Messenger RNA from Marasmius oreades (fairy-ring Marasmius), 1074 nucleotides. RefSeq lists its product as uncharacterized. The transcript has 6 exons. Bases 1 to 1074 code for a protein of 357 amino acids. The record is from RefSeq and is a predicted model, not a curated record. NCBI's taxonomy places the organism in Eukaryota, Fungi, Basidiomycota, Agaricomycetes, Agaricales, Marasmiaceae.